AUGCUGCUGCGCUCAGUGCUUCUCUCUCAUGGUGCUCAGGUCUUCCCUUUGAGAACCAAUUGCCAUUCCAGCUCUAAUCCAUGCUCUGGGAGAGGAGACCCCUGUAAUGCCUGGGCCCAAGGAGAGCUUUCUGUGACCCGACUCCUGAUGCCCAUUUUGCUUGAAUCCUCAGCAGACUCUGCUGGAGAGGGUGGCGAUGAUGAGUUGCGAGAGGAAGAAGAAAAGGAAGACCUGAAAAGCUAUUCGAGAAGAAAGAUCGUUUCCAACUGGAGCCGCUACGAGGAUGCAGAGAGAGAGAACGACAGCGCGGAGUCGCAGAGAGGAACCGACUUCAACGUUCUGCUUAGCUCAGCAGGAGACUCCUUUGCACAGUUUCGAUUUGCUGAAGAGAAGGAAUGGGAUACGGAAAGCCUAAGCCAUAAGCAGCUAUCAGUCCUUAAUGUCGACUGUCAGACUUUGGUCCAGGCCCUUCAGGAACUGCCUCUACAUCUAAGGUUGAAUGUGGCUGCCGAGCUUGUGCAGGCAUCGACACCUGCUGAGCUCCCGCCCAUCAAACUUAAAACCAUUGAAGACAGCAAGAGAAGAGAGACUCUGUUUCAACAGAGCAAAGCAGCGCCCGGUUCCCAUCGCGGGGGCCGUUCUGCUGCCCCGCCAGAACCUGCAGGAAAAGCUGCUCGUGCAGCAGAGCCGCUUCAGCGCGGCCGCCCGCUGCCGCAGCAGGACACUGACGCCCUGGAUGAGGAACUGGAUCGGCUCCUCAAUCUGGAUGCUCCCGGUACUGUGGAAAAUAGCUGUGUGUCAAGGACCAUAGACAGCACCAUAACUGAGAAAGAGCAGAAAAGGGAUUAUAAGGAAAAAGAACCUCAAAAACUGGAUGUGCCUGAAGAGAACAGCUCAGCAUCACAGCAGCAGCAGCAGCAAAGUGCAUCUAAAAAUGUCACUGAGGAGGAGCUUGAAGACUGGCUGGACAGCAUGAUAUCCUGAAGCCAAAAUUCUCUUAUGCGAAUAAAUGAAUAUAACAAAAGUUAAGUAGAAAGUAUUAGUUAAAGGAGGUCACUCUAUUGCUUAAUCUCUUUUUUUAUUUCCUUGGUUCAGGAUGCCCAAUACUCACCCUAAAUUUGCUUAAAUUUAUUGAAAUUCAAGUUAGUUAUUAUUCCUGGUAAACCGUACUUAUUUAAGACAA
Messenger RNA from Nothoprocta perdicaria, 1183 nucleotides. RefSeq names its product apoptosis and caspase activation inhibitor (gene AVEN). Lineage: Eukaryota; Metazoa; Chordata; Aves; Tinamiformes; Tinamidae. The record is from RefSeq and is a predicted model, not a curated record. Gene Ontology annotation, biological process: negative regulation of G2/M transition of mitotic cell cycle. The transcript has 6 exons. The coding region runs from base 1 to 984 and encodes 327 amino acids.